AUGGGUACCCUCGCCGCACCACGGAAACACUCCCUCCACUUCAUCUUGUCACCGGCGGCCAUGGCCCGUGAUGCCCCCGACGUCCCCGGCGUGACCUCACCCAAGGGUGUGACCGGCACCCCGGUCGCCAGUGCAGCAGCCACUACCGUGCGCCGGCCCAGUCUCACAUCACUGCCCGCCGACGUCCUGGGCAUGAUCGCCUACCACGUCGUCGUGCAGGACAACCACGCCGGCCGGCCCAGCCGCCUCCUGCCGCUCCUCAAGACCAACCGCACCCUCCACUCUGCGCUCAACUUUGACGCCAACCCCGUGCUGUACAACCGCCUGUUCCGCGCGACAUUCGACCUCGGCGCACUGGUCCGCCGCACACAAUGGAUGUUUGACGUCAACACGGACAUUCCAGGCACCUCGCGCAAGACAGAACUGUUUGCCAACCCCCGCUCGUGGGCCAUGGAGUACCGCGACCGCUGGGAACUGCGCAACCGCAUACGCGCGUGCAUCGCUCACCAGUCCGUCAACGUUCCCGGCAUGUCCAACCGCGAGAACAGGGACACGGACAUGUGGGGCCUCUGGUUCUUGUGGACCGAAAACGACGAAAAGAACAUCAUCUUCCUCACAGAAGAGUGCCACUUCCACGAGUGGAUCAUCUGCUACUACAAGGAUGACAUGCUCAAGGACUCGCUCAAGUCGGGCUACCCGCGCGACACGGCCGUAAAGGCCCUGGGUAUCUGGACGGCCUUGCUCUCUGGCAGCGACCUGCUGUCGGAACGCAGUGCGGCCCAGAUCGACGACAAGAUCUUCAUGCUUCGGCCCUACAUCUUCUCGCCCUCUUACGAACUGACAUAUGGGCCCUGGGAACACCGCCGCCUGCCGCUGUGCGACACGGGCUGUACCGAACACGCUCCCAUUUCGCAUUACGCCGCGCCAUACAAGCGCUUUGGCCACAAGCACAUGCGUGCCCCCCCGCACUUUGUGCUUGGCGCCUACCUCGUGUUUAUGCGUCUCCUGGAGCGCCAGCCCGGCCGCGUGGGUCUCAAGUCGGACUCGACCGUCUUCCAGGACACCGGCCGUGGAGUGUUUUCGCUCACCCACAUCAUGAGUUCGCUGUACCACGACACCGAGUGGCAGCGCAACACGGUCUGCCAGGACCCACACACGUCCCCGGGCCUCCCACCACUUACCUUCCACGGCCGCCUGACCGGGUUCUGGCGCGGCAACUUGCUGUUCUACGACUUUGACGCGUACCGCCAAAUGCUCAGCGGCAACAUGCGGUCCCUGUACACGGGCACGUUUGCGCAGCACGCCGUCGAGCUCGACCUGCACGAGACGGUCAUCCGUAUCCGCGCAGAGGACGUCGGCGGCAAGGGCUCGCUCCUCAACUGCGGGUUCGCCGACGAAGAGACCGAGGAGGAGCAGGCCCUCAUCAAGGACGGAUACGGCCACCAGGUGCUCACGGGCGACGCCAUCUAUGCCCGCGAGGCCCCCGGCUGGACAAAGGAGAUUCUCCUGUCGGGCGGCUGCCGCUCCGCCUGGGGCUGGUCGCGCAUCCGCGGACGUGUGCGUGCGUGGGACGGCCUCGUCACAUUGUCCAUUGGCCACUCGCGUCCGUACCCCUGCGGCCAGUGGGUGUGGCGCGGCUACCUCCAGACUGGCGGAUACUUUGUCGGCAGGUGGCGCGACUGCUUCACGCCCGAGACGCAGGCCGGGUACGAAGGUCCCUUUGGUCUCGUGCGCGCCGGCGACCUGUUCUACCCCCCGCACUUUCCGACGACGAUGAACGCGUCUGCGGGCGUCACAAAGCUCGAUUUCGGGCCCAACGGCCCCAACAACAACUCGUCAGCCCUUUCCAAGCGCAAGUACUCGGAGGACGACUACGACGAGCGUGAGCGUGAGCGUGAACGCGAUCGCGAACGCGAGUACGAGUACCGCGCCGGCGCUCCCGACGACAGACGCCGACGACGCGACUACGACUAG
Messenger RNA from Apiotrichum porosum, 1974 nucleotides. RefSeq lists its product as uncharacterized. Lineage: Eukaryota; Fungi; Basidiomycota; Tremellomycetes; Trichosporonales; Trichosporonaceae. The transcript has 4 exons. The record is from RefSeq and is a predicted model, not a curated record. Bases 1 to 1974 code for a protein of 657 amino acids.